AUCACCUCACUGCACUCCACCCUGGGCCACCAGAGUGAGAUUCUGUCUCAAAACAAAACAAAAACCAAAAACACAGCAUGGGCGUGUGUGUUUUUCCCACCAUCUUUAAAAUGGGACCAUUACCACCAGCUUUCCUAGAGUAGAUAUGAAGAGCACAGUAGUGCAGACACACUUGUCUUCCUGGGAGGCAGGAAGUGGUCUUCCCUCAUCUCCCAUGAGCGCCCUGGGAGAAGGGCAGCGUGCGGGGGAGACUAGCUCAGAGUAGGAGUUUAUCAUGUUUGUUGUGUGACUGGCCCCUGGCCCUGCUCCCAGGUCAGCCCCAGCACUCCCUGAUCUGGGAGAUUGUCCAGGAAAGCAGGGUUCCAGUGGCUGUAGGUAACCCCCCUGGCAUCCCUGGAAGGGCCUUGGAGGAAGGGCCUGGGGGGGCGGGUAGCAGGAGGUGUGCUCUGCCGGUGCCUUCUUGGCUUCACCCCUGAACUCCUGCCCCAGAACUGAACUGUGUCCAUUUUACAGAGGAGAAAUUGAGACCCUGUGAAUGCCUGUGUAAGUCAAAGCAAGGCGGACACGCCCCGUGAUGCCUGUUUAUGGCCUCCUGCCACCCAUCGGCAUUGACAGAGCAGCUGGUAGAAGACAUAGGUUCCAGGGCCCUCGGUUUUCCACCAGGGAUGUGGGAGUACACGUUCCUCAUUUGGAAUUAGCCCCCCUGUGUUCUGGAGGAUUGUGAGCUUUCCACGUCCUAAGGCCACCCUGCUGCUCAGCCUGGAGAUGGAAGGCUACAGUGGCUCUGAAGCCUGUGCCCACCCUCCAUGUGGAGAUGGGCUCAAAGAGGGCAGUUGACUUACCUGAAGACACACAACCAGGGCUGUGGGCCACCCACAUGUAGUGUUGGGGCCAGGCCCUGUCCCCACUGCCAGGGUCUUGGGGGUCCUGUUCUCAAAGCACCUCUGUGUGCACAAGUCACCCCCUUUAAACUCUGAGAAAUUCCUCUGAAGGUUCCUGUUUCACAUUUGGGGGAACUGAGACCCAGAUUGAGGUCACACAGGGACUCACUGGCAGGUGGGGAUCGAGUCUAGGUGAGACUGGGUCCACAGCCUACCUCUAUCACUCGGGUGCCCUCUCUCCCACAGCCUCAGCCAGCAUAAAAGGGAACAUAGUCACUUGGUCGCAUAGCAGGCGAGGUCAGGGUAUAGGGGCUGUGUGGCGAAUCCCAGGAGGGAGGAUGGAAGGGCUGACCUGGGGUCCAAGGUUCUAGAUAGAAGAUUAACAAGUACGGAUUGUUCUCAGACGCCUGACUGGCCUCAUGGGCUGGGAGGAUGAGGACCCACCCGGUCAGGCCUGCCUGUCUCUGUACAUAAGGCCAGAGAGGGAGGAAGCACAGCUGCAGUAGGUGGCCGGGCAGAGGCGCAGGUGCGGCAUGUGGGCUGAGGGCCGCUCAGGCAUCCCACAGGUGUGCCCCUGAGGUACCCAUUGGCCCUCUCCACCUGCCCCUGAGCCGUGGGAGGGCCAGGCAGGGCCUCAUGUGUUUGAUUUUGUACCUUGUUUGCAUCAAAUCGGGUUUCUGUUGUUUUUCCCUCUCCUUUAAGAUUUACAUGCAAAGGGAUCUAAAGGGUGCCAGGUAAGAAAUGCCCCAGCGCUGGGCCAGCAGAUCAAGGGCAGCCACAACCAAGGGCUGGGGAACAGCAGGCAGGUAGGGUGGGGCUGGAGGCCAGGACAGAUCCAGGGAGGCAAGGCCUCUGUCUCCAGCUUUAGGGAAGAGACAUCCUCAAAGACAGCUGGGGUGUGGGGUCCCCUGCAGGGAUCAGGCACAGGAGGGCCAUCUGCGGGCAGCUGAGAGUUCAUGAGUAUUUGAAGCAGGGGAGGGGACAGGUGGGAUCUGCCUCUCAGGCACCAGGCAUGGGGAGGGGCUCAGGAGGUCAGUGAGGGGUGGCCCUGGGUCCCCUGGGAGUCCUGGAGUCUCUGUGUGAGCAGGACUUGGCUGUGUGGCGGUUAGAGCCAAGGGUGAUCCACCAGCUCCAUCCUCAUGCCUUGGUGAUUUCUUGGAACGCCCCUGGGAGUUGGGUGCAGGUAGAGACUUCGUAGGCCAUAGCUCCUGGCACUGUGCUGCCUGCCUGCCCCAUCCUGGCUGUGAGUUCGCUGUGAAUCCUAUGGAAUCCUGGCUGUGAGUUCGCUGUGAAUCCUAUGGAAUCCUGGCUGUGAGUUCGCUGUGAAUCCUAUUGAAAGGGCUACCCCAAGGGGACAGGAGUGCAGGCUCCUACCCUUGGCACUGCCAUUGUGCAGCCAGGGGCCUUGGACAGGUUUAUGGGCCUCAGUUUCCUCAUCUGGAAAAUGGAGCCAGCCCAGAGAAAGUGUUUCCUGACCUCCCAGGCUCAGGAAAGGAGUGCAGGAGACCCCACUGGGGCCUGGAGGGUUGAAGGUCCCCUGUAUACUGCAGACUUUGGGGAUCAGGGACUAAGGGCUGAAGUUUUCCUGGGUUUCAUGGACCUUGGGGAUUGAGGCCCAGGGCCCCAGUAGGGCUCAUGUCCUGGGCUGCUCAAGCCCUGACCUAGGGAGUGAUCCUGUGCACCAGAUCCUGUUCCAAGGUCUCCACAGGGCAGUCCUGCUCCUCUCAGACCCCAGGAGGGCAAGUCACCAGUUUUGCAGACGGAGAAGUUGAGACUGAGCCAGACACAUGCCUCUUAUCAGAUACAUGAUUUGCAAGUAUUUUCUCCCUAUUGACGGUACUCACCCUUCUUGUGAUGAUGUGAGAUGAUAAAAUGCCUACAUGAUGAGAUGAAGUGAGAUGAAAUACAUAGGCCUUGUGAUGGAAUGGGAAAUUCCAGAAAUAAUUUGUACCUGCGCUCAGGUGCGGCUACCCCCGCAAGCCACCUUCCAAGUCCUUCGUGGCGAUGGUGCUUCCGUGGGGACCGUGCUCAUGUUCCACUGCCCCUCCAACCACCAGAUGGUGGGGUCUGGGCUCCUCACCUGCACCUGGAAGGGGAGCAUCGCUGAGUGGUCUUCGGGGUCUCCAGUGUGCAAACUGGUGCCACCACACGAGACCUUUGGCUUCAGGGUGGCCGUGAUUGCCUCCAUCGUGAGCUGCGCCAUCAUCCUGCUUAUGUCCAUGGCCUUCCUCACCUGCUGCCUCCUCAAGUGCAUGAAGAAGAGUAAGCAGCGGCGCUCCGACAGGUCAGCCCAGCUGUGGUCCCAGCUGAGAGAUGAGGACUUGGAGACAGUGCAGGCCGCAUACCUUGGCCUCAAGCACUUCAACAAACCCGUGAGCCGGUCCAGCCAGGCGCACGACAACCACAGCUUCACCACAGACCAUGUUGAGAGCACCAGCAAGCUGGCCAGUGUGACCUGUAGUGUGGACAAGGACCCUGGGAUCCCCAGAGCUCUGAGCCUCAGUGGCUCCUCCAGCUCGCCCCAAGCCCAGGUGAUGGUGCAUAUGGCGAACCCCAGACAGCCCCUGCCUGCCUCUGGGCUGGCCACAGGAAUGCCACAAAAGCCCGCAGCAUAUGCCCUAGGGUGACCGUGCAGUGAGGCUUGCGCCCAUGCUCCACAAUGGGAGGCCAGACUCACCCCACCAGCCAGUCAGCUGCAACUCCACGUGAACUCCACACGCGUCCAGCUCGAGACUAAUGAGUGGAAUCAGCUUCCAGGUGUAGGGACCCCUUGGGGGGCUGAGCUGACUUCCAAGGCUGAGGACCCCAGCGGGAGUGUUCUGUUCCGACACAUCCUGGCUGUAACGAGUUUUAUAGUUAUGGACUACUUGAAACUACUACUGAGGGUAAUUGACCAGCUGUGGCCUCCCACUAACUAGUAUUCCUUUAAAGAGACUGGGAAAUGCUUUAAGCAAAUCUAGUUUUGUAUAAUAACAUAAGAAAAUAGCAAUAAACUUCUUUUCAGCAACUACAGA
Molecule: messenger RNA, 3895 nt
Organism: Cercocebus atys (sooty mangabey)
Lineage: Eukaryota; Metazoa; Chordata; Mammalia; Primates; Cercopithecidae
Gene: SUSD3
Product: sushi domain containing 3
Exons: 7
Coding region: 2780-3508 (242 amino acids)
Cellular component (GO): plasma membrane
Source: RefSeq, a predicted model, not a curated record